AUGACCAACAGCUCCAACUGCAGUGACACAAACCUCAAGGUCUACUACGCCGUCACCUACACGGUGAUCCUGAUCCCUGGGCUCAUCGGGAACACCCUGGCCUUGUGGGUCUUCUAUGGCUACAUGAGAGAGACCAAAAGGGCCGUGAUAUUUAUGAUCAACUUAGCCAUUGCUGACUUGUCACAGGUGCUGUCCUUGCCCCUGAGGAUUUUUUACUACCUGACAGGCACGUGGGAGUUUGGAGGAGGUCUCUGCAUGCUCUGCUUCUACCUGAAGUACGUCAAUAUGUACGCCAGCAUCUACUUCUUGGUGUGCAUCAGCGUGAGGAGGUACCUGUUCCUCAUGCACCCCUUCAAAUUCAGUGACUGCAGCCGUGUCUGUGAUGUCUACAUCAGCAUCGUGGGCUGGGUCGUGGUCUGUGUGGGCUGUCUGCCUUUCCCACUCCUCAGGAUGCAGCACCAGCAGGAUAAAAACACCUGUUUUGUGGAUCUUCCCAUCAAGAAACUCGACCUCCCCACCUCCAUCACGCUGAUGACCAUAGGGGAGUUGGUGGGGUUCGUGACCCCCCUGCUCAUCAUCCUGUACUGCUCCUGGAAGACAAUCUUAUCACUAAAAGAGAGGCACUCUGCUUCCCGGGACCUGGGCGAGAAGAAAAAGGCUUUAAAGAUGAUCCUCACCUGCGCCCUGGUGUUCCUGAUCUGCUUUGCACCUUAUCACAUCAGCUUCCCGCUGGAUUUCUUUGUGAAAACCAGGCACAUCCAGGAGGGCUGCGUGCAGAUCUCGGUGUUCCACGCCGUGGCUUUGUGCCUCGCCAGCCUCAACUCCUGCGUGGAUCCCAUCAUCUACUACUUCACCACGGAUGAGUUCAGGAGACGCCUCUCCAGGCAGGAUCUGCAGGACAGCAUCCAGCUGCAGCACCUCGGCUACAGCAGGAAGAACUCCAGGGAUGUGCUUGGGGACGACACCACGGAAUACUAGAGCUGCCCUUCCCAAACAGCUGCCAGCACUUCAAGUAUUCAUUCCAUUUUGGCCUUUGCCACAGUUUUUUCCCUCAGGACACUGAGAACAAAGACUCAAACUUCUGCUUUCGGUGACG
Cinclus cinclus is the source of this 1096-nucleotide messenger RNA. RefSeq names its product G protein-coupled receptor 174 (gene GPR174). Lineage: Eukaryota; Metazoa; Chordata; Aves; Passeriformes; Cinclidae. Gene Ontology annotation, biological process: phospholipase C-activating G protein-coupled receptor signaling pathway; positive regulation of Rho protein signal transduction. Gene Ontology annotation, molecular function: G protein-coupled receptor activity. The record is from RefSeq and is a predicted model, not a curated record. Bases 1 to 978 code for a protein of 325 amino acids. The transcript has a single exon. Gene Ontology annotation, cellular component: membrane.